Molecule: messenger RNA, 873 nt
Organism: Penicillium pulvis
Lineage: Eukaryota; Fungi; Ascomycota; Eurotiomycetes; Eurotiales; Aspergillaceae
Product: enoyl-CoA hydratase/isomerase family protein
Exons: 1
Coding region: 1-873 (290 amino acids)
Biological process (GO): fatty acid beta-oxidation
Cellular component (GO): mitochondrion
Molecular function (GO): enoyl-CoA hydratase activity
Source: RefSeq, a predicted model, not a curated record
AUGAGCUCUCAUCCCAGCCUCAAAAGGCAACCACCACCACAGAGCCAUGGAAUCGUCACUUUUCCAGCUCCACAUGUGAUGUUGGUGGUAUUUAACCGACCCCAGGCGCUCAAUGCUAUGACCAGUGCAGCCCAAUAUGAUCUCGAAACACUAUUCUCCUGGUACGAUAGUGAGCCGUCACUUCGCUGUGCUAUUGUCACAGGUGCCGGACGAGCAUUUUGUGCUGGAAUGGACUUGAAAGAGUGGAAUCAAACAAAUGCUCGUCGCGCUAACGGUGACCACACUGGUCAGCCCCCGAUGCCACGUUCCGGAUUUGGAGCCUUAUCCCGGCGCCACGGAAAGAAACCAGUUAUUGCUGCGGUGAAUGGGUUAGCUUAUGGUGGAGGCAUGGAAAUGAUUGCCAAUUUGGACCUUGUGGUCGCAGCCAAAGCGGCACGCUUCGCACUUCCUGAAGCGAAAAGAGGUGUUGUCGCCAUGGCUGGCUCUCUACCAAGGCUGGCUCGAACCAUUGGUCGCCCAAGAGCGAUGGAACUAGCGCUGACGGGCAAGACUAUUACUGCUAUUGAAGCGAAAGAAUGGGGAUUGAUAAAUGCUGUGACGGAGGAUGGGCCACCCGAUUCCGAGGUGCUGGACCGGCCAGUUGUGAAGGCGGCAUUGGAAUAUGCGGCUAGCAUUGUCAACAAUAGUCCGGAUAGUGUGAUUAUUAGCCGCGCGGGAAUUGUCGCUGGCUGGGAAGAUGGGAGCGCAGAGAACGCUAGUCGCUUGUUGAGUGAAAAUUGGGAACCGUCGUUGAAUGAGGGCAAGAAUCUCCAUGAAGGAGUUAGAGCCUUUGCUGAGAAAAGAGCACCGCAGUGGGUAGACAGUAAAUUAUAA